This is a messenger RNA of Durusdinium trenchii, 1737 nucleotides long. Lineage: Eukaryota; Dinophyceae; Suessiales; Symbiodiniaceae. The record is from the annotation of a GenBank genome assembly.
AUGGCAAGCCUCAUCAGCCUUGUGGUCAAUGGUCAGCACCUUCGACCACAGCGUGAAGGAGGAAAGCAGGAACUUGGACUACUUGGAGCGCCAAAAGCAUACCGUUCAAAAGCGCAACAGGAUGGUAUGAAAACGAUCACGCAAACUCAGGACAUGUCAAAGUUCCAAUUUCCCUUUUCAACAUUUCUGGCUCUUGGCAUCUCUUGGGCAAAGCUAGCAUCUUCGAUGGGCGCGUCUCGCAGUGCCAACAGAAGAUCGCGAGACUGUUUGGUAGUGGGGCUGAGGAGUGGCUCUGGCUGGCAUGUUGGAUGCUCUUCUGCGCCCACGUUGGGGAACGCGUUGGAGGAAGCUAUUAGUGAAUGGCAGCAAACUUAUGAGCAUCCUCGGCUGAUUCACACCUCCAAGGCAGCACAGGCUUCGUUGCCGAAAGAUCAAAGCAUCCCUAGCUGCCAAAUGAUACCAGAGCCUGUGGUCACCGAAGGAAACAAUGUUGCCUUUGGACUAGUUUUUCUUCCAUGCAAGUGGGCUUCGAGAAUGAAAGAUUUGCUUGCAGAGAUACAAGAGACAGUCGGUUGGCCUGACCGCGCGCCGCUAUUGGGGGUACCAACUCAAGGAGAGAGACUUUGCUUCACAUCAGCUGAGCAGGACCCAACAAAGCCAGCCGCCCAGGCUGUUCUUUUGGAUGAGGGUUCUUUGGAGACUAUCAGCCACGAAAGUAUCCGCAUACAAGACACGAUCGAUGCAAACCCUAUUUUAAGCAUCCAGGUCUAUGGAGGUAAAGUGAAUGGCUCUAUGUUGGCCGGGCGCAACUUCCUUGGGCGCGAGUCAGUGGAUGUGGAGUCUGUUCUUAUCUUUGGUGAUGUGGGAAGCGCUGGCGUCACCCGCCGUGCCAUGGCCUUGCUAGAUGCAUGCUAUCCCUUUGCGCAUAAGGCUGGGCUGUUGACUGAUGAGGCUGUUGGCUUGAAAGGCAGUGAACCGACGCAGGGAACCUGCGCCUGCGCAGUUUUGCUGCUGCCAGGAGCCUUGGGCUCCGCAGUAAACCUCUGCGGAGUGCGACCAUUGGCUGAGCUGCCUGUGCUGAGUGUGAAGAUGUGUGAAGAGUUCAAUCGUGACCAGGACCUUCUCGCUGCCGCGGUGCCUGGAGAUCGGAAACCUUCCAUAUCUGCGGCAGAGGCCAUCCAGGAGAUCGCAAAGGAUGCUGGAGUCCGUGAAGCAGACCUUUGGGUGGGUCUUCCACGCGUGGCAAGUCGAGACUCUGCGCAGCUACGAGUGGCGCCUGGUGCAGGAGAGUGGGCUUUAUACCCAUGGGGCCUGGUUUCAGUUGAAGGGAGUCUGCUACUUCAAGCAAACCCCAGAGCAGAAGGCGUUUGCCACAAGACCAUCGAUCGCGUGAGAAUUUUCACCACCGAUCCAGAUCAGGAGGCGCUAGGCCGACUUGGUCGUGCCUAUGACCUGAAUGCACUGGCAACUUCAGAGUCAAGUGAGGUGCCCUAUGCGCGGCUUUGCUUUGCUGCGGGACCUGGUCCUAUCAAAAGCGUUGACAAUGAUGUUCAACUGGUGGCAUUUGGCCAGGCUCUCAUUGGGUGUCCAGGCACCUCUUAUCCUUUCUCUGGUGAGCUGAAGAGGCCAAUCACCACUAUGCAUCGACAAGCACUUGGGCUAGUGAUGCUUUACUCAGCACCCAGCCUGGUACCGAAGGCGUCAGGGGCGCUUGAUACUGGUGCUGAAUACUGCUGA